Daphnia pulicaria is the source of this 2254-nucleotide messenger RNA. RefSeq lists its product as uncharacterized. NCBI's taxonomy places the organism in Eukaryota, Metazoa, Arthropoda, Branchiopoda, Diplostraca, Daphniidae. The transcript has 3 exons. The record is from RefSeq and is a predicted model, not a curated record. The coding region runs from base 1267 to 2082 and encodes 271 amino acids.
CUACGCUUGAUCAGUAACAAGCAAGCACAGGAAGAGAGAAGAGAUCUUCACGUUUAAAUCCCUCCGUUGCUUCAUUUUGUGCUAAAAGCGAGGCGAUGAAAUUUCACAGCCUUAAGUUUUUAUACUUUUUACUUGUGACCGGUGAAGCUCUUUGCCAAGUUGCAGGUCAUCAAAGUGACCGAUGGAGCUUUAAACGACCCUUUGUAACUCUCGCCAAAAUGGUCAGUCGUCCUUUCUCUUCGAGAAUUUCGUCGAAUCGCAAAAAUUUCGUGAAUUUGAGUGAACACCGGCGUCCGUCUCAACUGAAUUGGAUUUCGGGAUCGUUUCAUUCCUCCUCGACUGCCGCACCUCUUCACAGUUUUGAAAACGAUAAAUCUCACCGAUUGAAUUACCCAGCAAUAAAGCAACCAGUCCAAGACGACUCCCAGCUGGAUGAAUGGGAGCCAAGAGUCAAUCUACCAGAACAACAGUUUCACUCAUCAGUGCUGUCCAAUUCCGCCGGUAACGAAAAAUACAUUCAUCUUCCGAAAAUGUACUACCUAGGAAAAGUGAGACCGACGAAGAAACCCGUGUCUUAUUUUGAGAACCAAUUAAAGGAGUACACUAAGAUAACUGAAACCAACUCGUACCUGAUGGCACUAGAACACUUUAAACUGCGCUGUGAAAUGCUGAUGGACCCUGCCGAUUGCAUGUACUCUAGCCUGUUGAAUCGAAUCAAAUACAACUAUAAAUAAUAAAAUGACGCGACAGAUUUGGGUGAGAGUGUGGCACACAUGUGCGUGUACUGGAGCAUCGCCGACGGGUUUUAAUCUACUAAAAAGAAAUCCAAGAGAUCAAAUAUUUUCUGCAUACAGACUAACGCUAUGUAUAAUAAUCAACGCCGCUUAACUUAAAGAGGGCACUGGGGCAAUGCGCAAAAAAAAGGUUAUUCCUCUUGAUUGCAUAACGGUUCAUUCAAUAGCAUACGGAAAUUAAUGAGCGAUAAUAAGGAAAAAAUCUGCUGGACACAAAAGUAAAAUUGCGAAUACAAAGCAGAGCAAACAAGCGCAAGGUGUUAAUUGUCCUUGUCGUUUAAAUAUUUCUCCAAGAUUUGAUUACAGUUAUUGCGACAUCGGCUGCUGAUGGCUAACUAUAUAAGAAUCGCUACCUUGAAGCAACCGAGGCUGUGUCUUUAAGGAAUCUCAAUAGUGAACAAGUUGGAAGAGAAGGAAGAUAUAAUCGGAAAACCUUGCAACAAACAUCUUAUCGAUUUCUUUCAAACGGACUAUGAAAUUUCCCAGAAUUUUCCAAGUUUUUUACCUCUUGGCUAUUGGAGUAGGAUACAGUUCGUCGUCCUCUAGUAAACUGAGAGAUCGAUGGCAUACUGUAAGUUCUUUUCCAGCCUUGGCUACAAAUUUAAUUCGGAGGAUCGCUUCCUCGAAACAAACACAGGGAAUCAACUUAAGCGAGCGAGACAGUCCAACGGGAUCGAGGUAUGUCAUAUCCGACGAAUCGCCCACUUACAUCACGCCCAGUUUGAGCCCCACUGCUGAUGGCAGAGGCACUUACAAAGUGCGUGACAUGUCAACUGACUGGCUCGCUCAGCACGGAUCACAACUCCCAGAUGUGACUGGUUUAUUCAACGAUCCUUACGACGCCGGUGAAGACGGAACUACCGCUCUUCUUGCGGAUGUUCAUAGACAUUCUUCUCUGAUACAGACAAUCGUGCCGGCACCUCCUUCGUUGUAUCUACCAGCAGUGAUGCGUGAAAUGAGUGACUCGUCUCUGCGAGAGUUAGAAUUCUCAAGAGUUCCAUGCCAAAUGUUAUUGGAAGAUCCUUCUGAUUGUGACGGCUAUAGUCUACUGUUCAAACAAUCCAUCGCCGGCAGCAGCUUUCUUCGAGAGUGUGAGAUAGAUAAGAGCCAUAAUGCAGCACAAAAGACUCGCUGCGAUCCGCUAUUAUUUCCGGCCGAUUUUUCCGAGUACCGUUUGCUCCGGCUGAUAGAAAACUUUCUUUUGCAAAGACCCAUUGUGUUGCUUUCACCUAAUAACAUCGAAUUUACUUUGCGAAAUAUCAAAUAUCCGUUCAAAUCAACACAGUAAGGCGAAUUGAUUUUUUAUUAUUGCAAGUAAUUUAUUAGCUUUUGAGUGAUUUAAAAAAAUAAUAAAAAUAUAGGUCACAGACAACUCGUUGUUGUCGGUUCUUUUGUUCGAAUAAAAAUACUGUAGAAACAUUAGAAAAUAAUUGCUUGGAGUUACAUAUGCACAAAUAUAC